Thermothelomyces thermophilus ATCC 42464 is the source of this 2097-nucleotide messenger RNA. RefSeq lists its product as uncharacterized. Gene Ontology annotation, molecular function: manganese ion binding; metalloaminopeptidase activity. Lineage: Eukaryota; Fungi; Ascomycota; Sordariomycetes; Sordariales; Chaetomiaceae. The record is from RefSeq and is a predicted model, not a curated record. The transcript is spliced from 7 exons. Bases 254 to 1909 code for a protein of 551 amino acids.
AAUUUCACCAAGGCAAUCAAAUCAGCCAGCCACUUUACACUAGCCAUCGCGGAGGGGCGGAUCUGGCCAUUCCCGAACCUCCCGAACCACAACCAGAGCACGAAGACCAAAGAAGAAAAUGACGGCGGGAUCAAAUGAAGAUACAUACGAACUGGUCGAGGUCGAAGAGUUCGAUGCGCUCUCCGUCGAGCGCAGAACCCCGCCCAGUAUCUCCAUCUCCCCCGGCCAGGAUGGAAGAAGGAGCACACGCAGGAUGCCGGGCAACCGGCUAGACAAGGCGUGGCUUGAGGCGGACCUGGGCAAGUUUCCAGCAAAGACACAUGCUCGAAAGGUGGCCAACGAGCUCGGCGCGACGAAUGGCAUCAUCUACAUCCCCGGUCAGGAGGAGCAGUUCUACGAGAACUCGGACAUGGGUCCCAGGUUCCGCCAGCGCAGACACUUCUACUACAUCACCGGCGCCGACUUUCCGGGCUGCGCCGUGACCUACGACAUCGCAUGCGACCACCUCACCCUCUGGAUCCCGCGCGUCGAGCCCCGGAAGGUACUCUGGUUUGGGAGGACACCCACCAUUGAGCAGUGCAAGGCCGCCUCGGACCUGGACGACGUGCGCUACAUCGACGACCUCGAGCAGACCCUCGCCCGCGUGCUCCACCCGGGGUGCACCAUCUACGCGCUGCACCCGUCUCUGGUUCCCGAGGUCGGGCGCGCCAAGGUGACGGUAGUCAUCGACACGACAAAGCUCCAGCCCGCCAUCGACGAGGCCCGCGUCGUCAAGACCGACCACGAGAUCGCCCUGAUCCGUAGGGCGAAUGCCGUUUCGAGCGGCGCCCACAGAGCCGUCCUGGCCGCCCUCAGACGCUGCAACAACGAGCGCGACAUCGAGGCCAUCUUCAAAGCAUACUGCAUCUCUCACGGCGCGCCAACCCAAGCCUAUCCUGUGAUUGCCGCCUCCGGCAUCAACGCCAGUACCCUGCAUUACGAAGACAAUAACCAACCCUUCGGCGACCGCCAGCUCCUCGUCCUCGACGCCGGUGCCGAGUGGCGCUGUUACGCCAGUGACAUCACCCGCACCAUCCCCAUCCCCCGAUCCCCCGCCUCUUCCCCGACAGGGAGCGGCGGCGGCGGCGGCGGCGGCAGAGGCUUCUUCCGGUCGCGCGAGGCGGCCGCCAUCUACUCGCUGGUGGAGCGGAUGCAGGAGGAGUGCAUCGCGCGCGUCCGGCCCGGCGUCCGCUUCUUCGAGCUGCACGUGCACGCGUGCGCGGUCGCCGCGCGAGGGCUGGCCGACCUGGGCAUCCUGCGCGACGCCCCCGAGGCCCUCCGCUGGGGCACCGUCACCGCCUUCUUCCCGCACGGGCUCGGCCACCACGUCGGCCUCGAGGUGCACGACGUCGCCGGCCGGGAGAGCCUGCUCCUCGGCGUGUCGGCGGAGAGGAUGGCGCGGGCCUUGAACAGGACCAAGACGGCGAGCAGCGAAACAACAGCAGCAACGGCGGCGGCGGCGGCGGCGGCGGCGGCACCGGUGCCGGGAAUCGGUCGGAGGGCGUUUCCCAAGCGCGACCUCGUCUCACAGCAUGCCAACGCUUGCAUGGUAACGAUGGCCAGGGCGGAUCCCUCCCCGGCAACAAGCAAGCCGCUGCAGAAGCUGAGGGAGGGCAUGGUGGUGACCAUUGAGCCGGGCAUUUACUUCUGCCGCGAGUACAUCGAGGGUUUCUUUCUCAACAAACCGAUCCAUUCUAGAUUGAUCAACAAGGAGGAGCUGGCCAAGUACUGGGACGUUGGCGGCGUCCGCAUCGAGGACGACAUUCUCGUGACCAAGGACGGCUACGAGAACCUGACUUGUGCGCCCAAGGGCAAGGAGAUGUGGGAUAUCAUCAAUAAUGGGGCGUCUUCCGAGGCGGGUGACUUGUGAGGAAGGGAUGGCACGACGUGAUUUUUUUUUUUCUUUUUUCUUUUGGACAUAUUUUGUUGGACGAAUCCGGAGAUGGAAAUCGAGAGGCAGAUUUCAUGCUUAUGCUGUUGGAUACAAGUCAGGGCCUCAUAAGGACAAACAAGGUCAGGUAUCAUAGGCUACCGCUUUUAUUUCCCGCGAGAAUCCUC